This is a messenger RNA of Penicillium argentinense, 966 nucleotides long. RefSeq lists its product as uncharacterized. The transcript is spliced from 6 exons. The record is from RefSeq and is a predicted model, not a curated record. Bases 1 to 966 code for a protein of 321 amino acids. Lineage: Eukaryota; Fungi; Ascomycota; Eurotiomycetes; Eurotiales; Aspergillaceae.
AUGUCCAACAAGCAAAUCCUUCAUUCCGAGGUGAUUCUCGAGAAGUUUGGGAAAUCCCUCGCUGGUAAAACAGUCCUCAUCACCGGCGUCUCGAACGAAUCCAUCGCCGGAGAACUCGCCAUUCAACUAGCUGGCGCCGACCCAAAGCUGCUUAUCCUCAGUGCUCGGGCUGAGUCCAAGGUGACCCCGAUCAUCCACCAGAUCAAGGAGACCAAGCCCAAAGUCGAAACCCGCUUCCUCAACAUGGAUUUGUCAGACCUGGGCGCUAUCCGCCAGGCCGUCACCAAGGAUCUCGCCGACGUCUUCAAGAUUGACCACGUUGCCUGUGUGGCGGGUGUGAUGAUGUGCCCCUACGGUAAGACAAAUGAUGGUUUUGAGACGCAAUUCGGAGUGAACCACUUGGCGAACUUCCUCUUGGUCAAGCUUCUUCUGCCUAAGAUUGAGGCUGCAGGCCCCACGUCGUCUGUCAUUAUUGUGGCUAGCUCUGCUGUUCGGAAUGGGAAGGUGAACUUUGAUGACAUUUGGUUUAGCGAGGGCAAUACAUAUGAGCCCUACACUGCAUAUGGUCAAUCGAAUGCCGCGCGGGUUAUGUUCGCUAAGCGGCUGGGCGAAAAGCUCAAGAGUCAUGGGAUCAGGGUCUUUAGCAUUGAUCCAGGGGCGGUCCAGUCUGGACUUCAAAGACAUUUCACCGAUGAUUUCAAGGCGCAGGUUGCGGAAAUGAGGAACAAUGGUCAUCUGGUCGACCUAGAUGGAAAGAAAUUCGACUUUCCUCCCUGGACUACCCGUUCGGAGGGUGCUGCCACCAUCAUCACGGGCAUGAUCGACCCCAGGAUCGCCGAUGCAACCGGUGCCUUCCUGAGCCAAAAUGCCGUCGCCAACGACGACCUGCACACGCACAUUAGCGACGAGGCAAACUGGACCCGUCUCUGGGCGCUAAGCGAGGAGUUCAUCGGAGAGAAGUAUUAG